This is a messenger RNA of Theobroma cacao (cacao), 3000 nucleotides long. It is a transcript of the gene LDL2, whose product is annotated as LSD1-like2. NCBI's taxonomy places the organism in Eukaryota, Viridiplantae, Streptophyta, Magnoliopsida, Malvales, Malvaceae. The record is from RefSeq and is a predicted model, not a curated record. Gene Ontology annotation, molecular function: protein binding; oxidoreductase activity.
CUUCUCGAGGUCUUUCACCUGGAGAAAAACCCUAAUAAAGCUUCCACGAACCGCCUGAAAUUCCCCAAAUUCACGAGUCGACUCGCCCCCCGAAAAGGGACGAGGAAAUGCCUUUAUAUUGGAUUGUGUAUAAAAUGGAAGUUGGUUUUGUGGUUUUGGGGGAUUAGGAAUUUUCAUGGUUUUUGAAAGACUUUCAGAAGUUGAUUUUGUUAGAGAAAGUAACAAUGGAGACACCAGUUUCGGAAGGAUUGGUAUCAAAGAGGUCGUUGAGGAAGAAAGCUGGUUUGAAGAAUUAUGAUGAGAAUUUAAUGGAUGAGUUUAUAGAGAAGCAUAUAGGUGGUUCAUUUAGGAAAAAGAAUAGAACAAAGGAGGAGUUGGAGAAAGAAACUGAAACUGAGGCUAUGAUAGCAUUAUCUUUGGGGUUCCCCAUUGAUGCGUUACUUGAGGAGGAAAUUAAAGCAGGGGUGGUAAGAGAAUUAGGUGGAAAGGAGCAGAAUGAUUAUAUUGUUGUUAGGAAUCAUAUCCUUACUCGGUGGAGGAGUAAUGUACAUAUAUGGUUAUCGAAGGGACAGAUAAAAGAAACUGUGAGUAAUGAAUAUGAACAUUUGAUGUCUGCAGCUUAUGACUUUCUUCUGUAUAAUGGCUAUAUUAAUUUUGGAGUAUCACCAUCAUUUUCCUCUUACAUGUCAGAGGAGGCAAAUGAGGGUUCUGUGAUAAUAGUUGGAGCUGGACUUGCUGGCUUGGCAGCGGCAAGGCAGCUGUUGUCAUUUGGUUUUAAGGUUGUUAUCUUGGAAGGGAGGAAUCGACCUGGCGGAAGAGUUUAUACUCAAAAGAUGGGUAAGAAGGAUAAACAUGCUGCUGUGGAUCUUGGUGGCAGUGUAAUCACUGGUAUCCAUGCCAAUCCUCUUGGAGUUCUGGCUAGGCAACUUUCUAUUCCACUUCAUAAGGUACGAGAUAAUUGCCCUUUGUACAGACCUGAUGGCAUGCCUGUUAAUAAGGAAAUUGACUCCAGGAUUGAAAUGAUCUUUAACAAGUUGCUUGACAAAGUCAUGGAAUUGAGACAAAUAAUGGGUGGAUUUGCAAAUCAUAUUUCUCUGGGAUCAGUUCUGGAAAAGCUCAGGCAGUUGUAUGCUGUGGCUAGAAGUGAAGAGGAGAGAAAACUUCUUGAAUGGCAUCUUGCUAAUUUAGAAUAUGCAAAUGCAGGAUGUCUUUCUGACUUGUCAGCUGCCUACUGGGACCAGGAUGAUCCUUAUGAGAUGGGUGGAGACCAUUGUUUUCUUGCUGGAGGGAAUUGGAGAUUGAUAAAAGCAUUAUGUGAAGGAAUUCCCAUAAUCUAUGGGAAAACUGUUGAUGCUAUUAGAUACGGGAAUGAAGGGGUUGAGGUUGUUGCUGGUGAUCAAGCAUUCCAAGCAGAUAUGGUUCUUUGCACUGUGCCUCUUGGAGUCUUGAAGAGAAAGACCAUUAGAUUUGAACCUGAGUUACCUCAAAGAAAGCUAGCAGCAAUUGAGAGACUGGGUUUCGGGCUCCUGAAUAAAGUUGCCAUGGUUUUCCCCCAUGUAUUUUGGGGAGAAGACCUAGAUACAUUUGGAUGUCUCAAUGAUACCAGCAAUAAUCGUGGAGAGUUUUUUUUAUUCUACAGCUACCAUACCGUUUCUGGAGGUCCAGUGUUGAUUGCGCUGGUGGCUGGUGAAGCUGCACAAACAUUUGAACGCACUGAUCCUUCACUCUUGCUCCUUCGUGUUUUAAGCAAACUUAGAGCUAUAUAUGGUCCAAAAGGUGUAGAUGUGCCUGACCCUGUACAAACAAUUUGUACAAGAUGGGGAAAUGACCCCCUUUCUUAUGGUUCAUACUCUCAUGUUAGAGUACAGUCCUCUGGUGGAGAUUAUGAUAUACUUGCAGAAAGCGUGGGAAACAGGUUGUUCUUUGCUGGUGAAGCCACAACUAGGCAAUAUCCUGCCACCAUGCAUGGUGCCUAUUUGAGUGGCUUAAGGGAAGCUUCGCGUAUUCUUCGAGCCACAACAAUUCGCCAAAAUAAUAUUAGGAGGUCUGUGCAGCAGAAUGUUGGAACAAGCAGCAAGGUGUUGGUGGAGCUGUUCAAGAGGCCUGAUCUAGCAUUUGGGAACUUCUCAUUUGUAUUCAAUCCGUUAACAGAAGACACUAAAUCACUGGGGCUCUUGAGAGUUACUUUUGAUAAUUGCAAAGCUGAUAUGAGAAGGGUUUUGGAAAGCAGCAGUGGACCCCUAUCAAAUCAACCCUUGCAACUUUACACAACAAUAUCUCGUGAGCAGGCACAUAAGCUUGAGCUGGUGACCGGAGAAAAUGAAAGUAAGUUGGUCUAUUUGAUAAAUAAUCUUGGACUAAAGCUUAUGGGAGCUAAUGCCCUUGGAAACAUAGGUAACUCCUUGGUUACUAGCAUUGCUAAUGCAAGGAGAGGUAAGGGCAGGAAUCGCAUAUAUACUCCACAGCAAAGUAAAGUCUAAACAUGCUAUUGGUGUCAUUGCAUUGUGUAUCUCUUCAGCAUGAACUCUUGAUGCAUACUAGCACUCCCUGAGAGGAAGGCUGGAAGGAUAGUGUGUCUUCUCCGGUGCAUGGUUCUGUACAUAAUCUAGCCUGGUAGUUUGUCAAUUGACUUCAAGAGUAAUGACUUCAUCAGAGUUAGAUCAGAGUUAGAACUACUCAAUUCUUUCUUAGCUGAAGCACAUUUUUGUACCUGUUGAUGGCCAAAACGGUACCUGAUUGUGGGACUCAUUGGUCCAUCAUGUAGCUGUAGCAGAUUUCAGUCGGAAAUUCUACAUGUACUAAGCAGCAUAUUAAAGCUGAGGUAAACAAUCCAGAAAAUCCUAAGAGAUCGAAAGCCAUGUAUUUCCAUAUGCAGACUCCAAGUUAAAACUUGUAUUUUGUAUUUUUUUUCCUAGGCCAGUAUGGUUCUCUGUUGUAUCGUGUAUGUUUUGUAUAUAAACCUUUCAUCUUUGGUGCAAAUAUACAUAUUUCCCCUCCAUA